AGGAGUCUGCCUGCCUCUUGGCCCCUUUCCUGCGGGAGCGGCGGCGGGAAGCAGUGCCUGGUGGAGAGGAACUUACUGCCCAGCAGGAAGUGAGGGCGGCGGGUACUCCCAGGUAGGAGCCGCAGCACGAGGCAGCAGUCCGUCGUUCCCUCCCUGCCCCUCUCACUCGUUCCUUCCGUCCAUCCGAGCCGGGGUGCGGACACCAAUGCCCGCGAUGCUGCUGGACUUCGGGCCCCUCAAGGAGCCAAUCGGCUUCAUCAAGAUCCUCGAGUGGAUAUUUGCAAUUUUCGGAUUUGCAACAUGUGGUGGAUUCAGUGGCAAAACGGCACUGAAUGUGAAAUGCAAAGAUGCCAACGAGACACAGUUAUUUACAGCGAACUUCCAAUAUCCAUUCAGGUUGAACACUGUUUCAAUCAUUCCCAAGAAUACCUGCAAUCAAACUUCAGCCUUCUAUCUGUUGGGAGAUUUUUCAUCUUCGGCUGAGUUUUUUGUUGCAAUUGCAGUAUUGGCCUUUAUCUACUGUACCGCCGCCCUUGUUCUCUAUAUCGGGUAUCUCCACAUCUACCGGGAUGGCAGCCGGGGACCGAUGAUUGAUUUUGUUGUGACUGUUAUUUUUGCCUUCUUGUGGUUGGUCUCCUCUUCGGCUUGGGGGAAAGGUCUGACUGAUCUGAAAUACUCUACAAACCCAGAAAACAUCAUAAAGAAUAUUGCAUUAUGCAAAGAACUGAAUCAAUGUACUCCAGGAGGCAUAUCUGGUGUGGGAAGCUUGAAUGUUUCUGUGGUGUUUGGUUUCCUCAAUGUGAUCCUGUGGUGUGGAAACGCAUGGUUUGUGUACAAGGAAACCAGUUGGCAUACUCCACCACAACCUCAGCAGGAUCCAGCAAAUGUGGCACCACCACCACAAAACCCAUAAUUCUGCAGAUGGAAAUUUGUUGAGGCAUGUGUUUCUAAACUCACCACAGCAUACAGUAGGUUCCAUAAUCACUCAUAACACUGCAUAAGCUUAAUGGGAAAAUGCAUCUGUUGUAUUUGCUAUUUGUGCUGUUGUGUCAUAUGCCUUUUUGAUACGUUGGGGAGAAAAAAAAUGAAUGUGUGUAGUCCUAUUGAAGUUGGGGUUUACAAUGAAAGAAUGUGCAGACAUUGUCAGUGAUAAUGUCAAUAAUGUUACACCACACAUGUAACACAGUGAAGCCCUUUCAAGAUCCAUCUAAUAUGCCAGCUAUUUUCUUCCUUGGUUGGUGUUUGCAGAGUUUUUAUCAUGCACACUUAGGACUUGUAAUGAUCAGUAACUGACUACCUGCCAAAUUCAGUGUUCUCCUAUCUCAAGAAAUAUAAAAGACUUAGCUUGCAUAUUUACAAGCCCUUAUGGAUUACACAGAACAGCAGAUUUCUCUUAAGUCUCUUUCAACUGAGGAAAAAGUUCGACUUUCUGUUUUUAAGGUUAUCUUUCAAUGGUUAGUCUCUGACUACUUCAACUAUAUUGUACUGAAUGAAGAUAGCUUGGUAUGUGAGUGAAAUUGAUCUUUAAUGGGCUGUGCUGUGUUACUCAAUUCAAGCCAUUGCAAUGAGAAAUAUUUUUACUACAAUACUGAAAAGUUAUCUUUUUUUGUUGCUUUGUCUACUUUCUUGUACAGAAAUUAUGGAAAGUGUUAAAGAAAUUAUUUUUUGUCCAAAUCUGCAUUGCUUUUUUGACAGGGGUGUUAAAUCAUUAAGUUUCCUUGGUGCAGUACUUGAUAAUAAAUAGCACUUUCUCAAGUUUAAUGUAGUCUUGCUUUGGGCUUGCUUGAUUUGGGGUUUUUCUGUUUAGUAAAGCGAAAAUCCUAAUUGUCAUCAUGAUCCACUUUCAUUGUAAAUUACGUGCCUUAUAAAAUGAAAGUCAUUUGGUUAAGCUUGAAAAUGUAUACCUAUCCAAAUCCUUGCUUGCUUUCUCUCAGUCCUGAAUUUUUUAUUUGCUGGUGCUGUUACUCCUUGGUUAAGAGCUGAUGGCAAGUUGUGGUAAAGAACCAAAUGUAUUUGAGCUUUCUUUUUAUAUCUACAUACGCACACUGCCUCUUUUUUGAAUUUUUUUUUGGAACUGUGCUUUUCUGUUAAUUCUCUGCUUCGUUAGAAGCUUAUGAAGGAGGCAGCAGAAAAGGAGGAAAAAAAACGUGAUUCGCCUCAUAGCAAUUGUCAAAUUUAUUCAUGUAAGAAUUCCAGAUUUUCACCGAAGUCCCAAGUGCCUUUUCCUUAUCAGACACUGGCUUGUGUUUUUGAAAAUGGAAUUCUCAGAACUGUCCGUGUAUUUAGUUGGUGCUGCUGUAAGACAUACCAUCAGCUUAAAGCUGCGUCAAGUAUUUUGCCAAACUUGAUGAAUGCUUUGGCCUCAUGAGACGGUCUGUUCAAUUUUAAAGGCCUCUGUUUAAGAAUUCAGGAAACACAAAUAAAAGAUUUUCUGUUGACAUAAA
Stegostoma tigrinum is the source of this 2444-nucleotide messenger RNA. RefSeq names its product synaptophysin-like protein 1. Gene Ontology annotation, cellular component: synaptic vesicle; synaptic vesicle membrane. The record is from RefSeq and is a predicted model, not a curated record. The transcript is spliced from 5 exons. The coding region runs from base 206 to 913 and encodes 235 amino acids. Lineage: Eukaryota; Metazoa; Chordata; Chondrichthyes; Orectolobiformes; Stegostomatidae.